This is a messenger RNA of Camelina sativa (false flax), 744 nucleotides long. The record is from RefSeq and is a predicted model, not a curated record. NCBI's taxonomy places the organism in Eukaryota, Viridiplantae, Streptophyta, Magnoliopsida, Brassicales, Brassicaceae.
AUGUUGACGUUGACCAAGUUCGAGACCAAGAGUGACAGAGUUAAUGGUCUGAGCUUUCACCCUAAAAGGCCAUGGAUUCUCUCCAGUUUGCACAGUGGUGUGAUCCAGCUCUGGGAUUAUCGUAUAGGUGUUUUGAUCGAUAGUUUUAACGAGCACGAAGGACCUGUUCGUGGUGUUCAUUUUCACACUUCUCAGCCUCUAUUCGUCUCCGGAGGGGAUGAUUACAAGAUUAAAGUUUGGAACUACGAAACACGGAGGUGUCUUUUCACUCCUCUUGGCCAUCAUGAUCAUAUCCGCACGGUUCAGUUCCAUCACGAGCACCCAUGGAUUGUGAGUGCCAGUGACGAUAAGACUAUCCGCAUUUGGAACUGGAAAUCCCGGACUUGUGUAUCUGUCUUGACUGGUCACAAUCACAAUGUUAUGUGUGCUUCUUUCCACCCAAAAGAAUACUUAGUCUUAUCAGCUUCCUCAGAUAAGACUGUUCGUGUUUGGAAUAUCGGUGCUCUUAGGAGGAUGACAGAGUCUCCUGCUGGUGGUGUUGCUUCUACUGUCAAAUACGUCGUUAAAGCUCAUGAGAGAGGUGUAAACUGGGCUGCUUUUCACCCCGACCGUCCUCUUAUCGUCUCCGCUGCAGAUGACUGCAAAGUCAAGGUCUGGCGUAUGAAUGGUAACUCAUUUUUAUGUUAUCCGUUAGUGACAUACUUGUUUGUAAAAUUUGUGUAUGCCUUAUUGGAGUUAAGGUAG